UAUUAUCCUUUUUUUCGUCGUUAAUAUAAAAACGCCUUAGAUAAUAUUGUUUAUCGUGAUUCAUUUGCUUCGGCACUCAGGCGCCUUUAUUCUGUAUUUUUUAUCAGAUACGGUCCCGUCUGUAAAGGUAUUUAUUCUGAAUCCUUCUAUUUCGCAAUGCUUGUGUACAAGCACAAUUUCAGUAAAUAAGUAAUCGUUACCGCCGUAUCUUUUCCCGUAUCUUCCUUCACUUUGAUAUAAAAGCAAGAUUGCUGAAAUCUUCAUCAAAUACCUGUUUUCUUUCGUCCUGUACUCUUAUUCUUGUGUUUAAAAAAAAGGGGGUAAGGAAAAAGAAAUGGCUAUACAAUUCGUGAGACAGAGAUUCUCCAGCAUCGUGAGAGAAUCGGGCAAAAUAAGAUUCCUGAGUUCCCAACAAGCGAUCGAUCGCGACAACAAAUACGGCGGUAUACACUUCAAACCGCUGCCAGUUGUUCUCUCCCGCGGGGAAGGAGUUUACCUGUGGGACAUCAAUGGAAAGCGAUAUCUCGAUUUCCUGGCGGGAUUCUCGACUGUCAACCAGGGUCACUGUCACCCACGUCUGGUGAAAGUAAUGAGAGAUCAAGCUGGCAAGUUGGCGCAUACUUCGAGAGCCUUUUACUCAGAACCUCAAGGCGAAUUGGGAGAAUAUCUGACAAAACUCCUGGGAUGGGAUCGGUUUUUACCUAUGAACACAGGUGUCGAAGGUGGUGACACGGCCAUAAAAAUGGCCAGACGCUGGGGAUAUAGAGUGAAAAAGGUGCCAAACGGCAAGGCUACCGUUGUGUUCGCCAAUGGGAACUUUUGGGGCCGUUCAUUAGCGGCCUUAUCGGCAUCGACGGAUCCAAAUUGCUACACAGAUUUUGGCCCGUACAUGCCCCUUUUCGAGAAAGUGCCAUACAACGAUCCGGUUGCACUGGAACAAAAGUUCCAGGAAAAUCCUAAUAUCUGCGCUUUCAUGAUGGAACCCAUUCAAGGAGAAGCCGGCGUCGUUGUGCCGACUGAUGGUUAUCUAAAACGUGUGAGAGAAUUGUGUACAAAAUACAAUGUUCUAUGGAUCGCCGAUGAAGUGCAGACUGGUCUUGGAAGAACUGGUACACGUCUAGCAAUUGAUCAUGAAGGCUACAGGCCAGAUAUUCUUAUUUUAGGAAAAGCACUUUCUGGCGGGAUGUAUCCGGUUUCCGGUGUCCUGGCGGAUGAUAAGAUAAUGCUCUGUUUGGAAACGGGUUCGCAUGGAAGCACCUUCGGUGGGAGUCCGCUUGGAAACAGAGUCGCUUUGGAGGCGGUUAAAAUUCUAGAGGAGGAGAAUCUCGCGGCGAACGCGAAGAAGCUCGGGAAAAUUCUAAAGGAAGAACUGGAAAAGCUGCCGAAGGACAUUGUGACGGAAUUCCGUGGACGUGGACUUUUGACCGGUCUUAUGAUAAACAAAGAAUUCGCCGAAGGUUGGGACAUCUGUCUAAAAUUGAGAGACGCUGGAUUGCUAUCUAGACCCGCGCAUGGUCAAAUCAUCAGAAUAUCACCUCCAUUGACGAUUACGGAGGAACAAUUACGAGAAGGAAUAAACAUUCUCACUACAGUUCUCAAAAAUUACAAAUGA
Molecule: messenger RNA, 1612 nt
Organism: Monomorium pharaonis (pharaoh ant)
Lineage: Eukaryota; Metazoa; Arthropoda; Insecta; Hymenoptera; Formicidae
Product: ornithine aminotransferase, mitochondrial
Exons: 6
Coding region: 335-1612 (425 amino acids)
Cellular component (GO): cytoplasm
Molecular function (GO): L-ornithine transaminase activity; pyridoxal phosphate binding; identical protein binding
Source: RefSeq, a predicted model, not a curated record